Messenger RNA from Arctia plantaginis, 906 nucleotides. The record is from the annotation of a GenBank genome assembly. NCBI's taxonomy places the organism in Eukaryota, Metazoa, Arthropoda, Insecta, Lepidoptera, Erebidae.
AUGUCGUUUGAUUCCACUCCUCGAGUUCUUUCCAUCCAAAGCCAUGUAGUUCACGGCUACGUUGGUAAUAAAAGCGCUGUUUUUCCACUCCAGGUUUUGGGAUUUGAGGUGGAUUUCAUAAACACAGUACAAUUCUCAACCCACACUGGAUAUAAGCAUAUCAAAGGAAAUGUUCUUCAAAAUGAAGAAAUGGAUGCCCUUAUUGAAGGCUUAACAAUAAAUGAAGUUGACUACUACACACACUUUUUGACUGGUUACUCAAGAUCACCAGACUCAUUGAAAAAAAUUGCAGAAAUUAUAAAGAAGUUAAGGCAAAAGAAUCCGAACCUUGUAUAUGUAUGCGAUCCGGUAAUGGGUGACAACGGUAAAAUGUACGUUCCUGAGGACAUUUUACCUGUGUACCGAGAUAUCGUGGUGCCCCUAGCAGAUAUACUCACACCAAACCAAUUCGAGGCAGAGUUAAUAACAGGAAUUCAAGUAAAGGAUAUUGACGGUGCAUUCAAGGCUAUACUAGCUCUUCACGACAAGGGUGUGAAAACUGUGGUGUUGUCAAGUACUGAUUUAGGAGAUGAGAGGAGUAUGAUCGGGUUGGCGAGUAGUGGAGGUUUAUGUUACAAAAUUCAAAUACCAAAGCUCGAUGCGACGUUCACCGGUACGGGUGAUUUAUUCGCAGCACUCUUCUUGGCGUGGUCUCACAAAACCAACAAUGACUUAAAAUUGACUUUGGAGAAAACUAUUUCAACUUUACAACAUAUAGUCCAGGAUACAUAUCAGAGAGCCAGGGAUAUUCAACAAACUGAGAAGAUUCCAUGCGCACUUAUAGAAUUAAGAUUGGUACAGAACAAAGCUGCUAUCGAAGAUCCACAGGUGAAUAUUUCAGCGGUACAAGUAACUAAACUAUCAUAA